Scheffersomyces amazonensis is the source of this 306-nucleotide messenger RNA. RefSeq lists its product as uncharacterized. The transcript is spliced from 2 exons. Bases 1 to 306 code for a protein of 101 amino acids. The record is from RefSeq and is a predicted model, not a curated record. Lineage: Eukaryota; Fungi; Ascomycota; Pichiomycetes; Serinales; Debaryomycetaceae.
AUGUCUUUCAGAUCUUUCUCAACUUCAAUUAUUCGCCAAUUCGAAUCUAAAUCUUAUUAUGCUGCUAAAUUAGUCAAGCCAGCUGCUGUUAAUACUGGUGCUACUACUAAAAUCGUAGCAACUCCUGCUCAUCAACUUAAGUGGAAUCCAACUGACGGUAAUUCAUUCCGUUCAUUUGCCGAGUAUAGAUUAAAGGUUUCUAAUCAAUCCCCCUUAGCCGUUAGAUCAGGUAAUUAUAUUUCUGUGUCAUCAGUCGAUUUGGUUGAUAAGAUAAAAUCAUUAGCUGAUAAUUUCUUACCAUUAUAG